Messenger RNA from Pediculus humanus corporis (human body louse), 501 nucleotides. Its product is annotated as Cardioactive peptide precursor, putative. NCBI's taxonomy places the organism in Eukaryota, Metazoa, Arthropoda, Insecta, Psocodea, Pediculidae. The coding region runs from base 1 to 501 and encodes 166 amino acids. The transcript is spliced from 5 exons. The record is from RefSeq and is a predicted model, not a curated record.
AUGAAUCCCGUUCAAAUACAUUUUUUUCCCGUUUAUUCCUUUGCAUUUAUUUAUUUAAUCACAUUAACGUUCGUCACUGGAGAUGACGUCAUACUACAAAAACGGUCGGAAAGAAACAGAUUGGAUAUGGAUCGUUUUAUGUAUGAUGGCCACGCAAUGAAACGUCCUUUUUGUAACGCUUUUACAGGUUGCGGUAAAAAAAGAUCGGAGGGAUCGAUUGGAAACAUUUUAGGUUUUAAUACCGAACCUGAAUCUGACGAACUCUUAAAACAAUUUCUUACCGAAGCAAAACUAUGGGAAACGAUUCAAGAAGCAAAAAUGGAAUUGGAAAGACGAAGACAGGGAAGGCAAAAUGCUGUGAGAGAUGACGUACCGUUAAGGCUACCGUUAGCAUCCUACAGGAGAAAAAGAUCGACAAAAAAAGCUCAAGAAAAUAAUUUCGAUGAAAAUAUCAAUAUAGAAAUACAUUCAUGUAAAAUAUUAGGCUUUGUCAAUAAGUAA